AUGGCCUUCUUUGGGAAACUGUUGGCGCCGGAGACAGAGGGACAAAGACCCAAACCGCUGCAACUUCCUCCGGUUAAUAUGGACCGAGUCCUCAAGAAGUUUGAGAAUACAUUGGUGGGCAGAGUUCUCAACCCAGAGAUUUCGGAGGCUCGAGUGAAGGUGAUGCUUGCUUUCCUUCCUUCGGUUUGGAAGUGUGAGGGGAAGGCACAAGGACUUGAGAUGGGCAGAGGGAGCUUUCAAAUCCGUUUUGAGGAGGAGUCUACUCUUCACUUGGUUCUUGACAAUCGCCCAUAUCAUUUUGACGGAUGGAUGAUUGCCCUUGAGAGAUGGAAGCCGACGGUGAGGAAGGAUUUUCCGAACACAAUCCCUUUUUGGAUCAAGAUUAUGGACCUCCCUCCAUAUCUUUGUGAAGAUGAUCAAGUGAAGCGUAUUGGUGAGGAUCUUGGGGAUCUUAAGAGUUGGAAGGCGAGUGCGCCUUUUCCGUUGAUUCGGCUCCAGAAUCAUUGCAAGCGAUGCCUGCGUAUGACACACGAGACAAGAAGCUGCCCCAAUAGGGGAAUGAGACUGAGGCAUCCACCAAAGCAACAACCACAGCGGGAAGCUGAGGAAGACCGGAAGAGGCAACGAGCGACUCGAGGAGACUAUCCGAAGGCAAAAGAGAAUCGGGCUGAUGGGAGAACCAAGCCUAGGGACAGAGCCUCGGUCAUAAUUGCUGAACCGAAACCGCUUCAGAGGGACCUGAUGCUAGAACUAACCGAGGCUGGUGACCGGCGAUUUGAAAAACGAGCCUCCACCAGUGAGUGGGUUCGCAAGGCGUUUGGGCGUAAUACGGACCGACAACAGGACAAGGAGGGGCGCCACCACUCGUCCCAGCAGAUUGCACCGUCGGAGAGUGCUCCAGACGAGGCUCGUCCGUUCUGGUAUCCGGCGACGGAGGAGGAUGCAGCGAUUGCAAGGGCGGUCUUGGUGCAAAAUCGGAAGUGGGACCAGCUGGCGGAGGAGCUGCCGGCAUGA
Messenger RNA from Arabis nemorensis, 1014 nucleotides. The record is from the annotation of a GenBank genome assembly. Lineage: Eukaryota; Viridiplantae; Streptophyta; Magnoliopsida; Brassicales; Brassicaceae.